AUGAGUUCAAUGACAGAACGCGCCAUUCCGGCUGGGAGUCUUGUCGUCGUAAGCGGAGCGAACGGUUUCAUCGCAAGCCAUGUUGUUGAUCAGCUUCUGCUGGCUGGCUAUCGUGUCAGGGGCACCGUCCGUGAUGCAAAGAAGUCUGCAUGGUUAAUUGAAUAUUUUGGAGCUAAAUAUGGUCCCGGCAAGUUCGAGCUGAUUGAGGUGCCGGAAAUGGCCGCGGAUGGAGCUUUCGACGAAGCGGUAAAAGGUGCCUCUGGAUUCAUUCACACGGCAACACCAGUCAUGGUGUCGUACGAUCCAAAUGAAGGCAUUCCGAUCGUGGUAAACGGCACUGUGAACGCGCUCAGGGCUGCAGCUAGUGAGCCCUCAAUCAAGCGCUUUGUCCUGACUUCGUCCUCCACUGCUGCGAUCAGUCCGAAGCCAAACAUUGAAUUCAGCGCCGAUGAAUCAACUUGGAAUGACGAAGCGGUAAAAGCAGCCUGGGCUCCUCCCCCCUAUGAAGGCGAACAGAGGAAACUCGAUGUGUACUCGGCUAGUAAAACACAGGGCGAGCAAGCUGCUUGGAAGUUCAUGAAAGAGGAAAAGCCUGGCUUUGUUUUGAACACCGUCCUCCCGAACUGCAAUAUGGGUCUGGUGCUCUCACCCGAGCAUCAAGGGGCACCAAGCACAGUCGGCUGGCUCAAGGCCCUCUGGAAUGAGUUCAAAGGGCAAGAGAAACUCAAAUUCAACCCCCCGCAGUACUAUGUGAACGUCCAAGACACAGCCCGCGUUCACGUUGGGGCUUUGAUAUUUAUGGACGUCCAAGAGGAGCGCUUGUACGACUUCGCCUACCCAUUCAAUUGGAAUGAUAUCCUUGCCAUAUACAGGAAACUGUAUCCUGAACACAAGUUCAUGGAUGAUAUCCCUGAUCUCGGCAGGGAUCUCAGCAAGGUCACAAACGAAAGGGCGGAGGAAAUUGUGAAGCGAUUUGGAAGACCCGGAUGGGCGAGCUUGGAGGACAGCGUGGCCGAUGCCGCGAAGGGUUGGGCUUGA
This is a messenger RNA of Cladophialophora psammophila CBS 110553, 1038 nucleotides long. RefSeq lists its product as uncharacterized. The record is from RefSeq and is a predicted model, not a curated record. The transcript has a single exon. NCBI's taxonomy places the organism in Eukaryota, Fungi, Ascomycota, Eurotiomycetes, Chaetothyriales, Herpotrichiellaceae. Gene Ontology annotation, molecular function: oxidoreductase activity, acting on the CH-OH group of donors, NAD or NADP as acceptor. Bases 1 to 1038 code for a protein of 345 amino acids.